AUGCUCACUUCGCUUCUAGCUUUCCUAUCCAUUCUUCAAGUCAUAGCAUCCUCUCCACUUCACCUUAAUAAGCGAUACAACGCGGUUAAGAUCCAAGCUUUCCGAAACGGAUAUUGUCUCUCUCCAGUUGGUACCAAUACCGCCAACGGCAUACCAGUAGGCGCCGUCGAUUGCUCGCAAGCUAGAACCUGGAAUAUCAAUCCUGGUAGUGGCAGUAUCACCUUGGCGAAUAAUCCCAAUUAUGCUCUUGAUGCGGGAACAGGCAAUACUAAUGGUGAAGGUGUCAAGAUUUGGCAAAGCUACCCUGGGUUAUUCCAACAAACUUGGUACUUGACCGAUGAUCGAAGGAUCGCCAUCACUGGUGGCAAUCAAUGUUUGGACAAAUACGAUGAUAACACUGGAGUACAUACUUGGCAAUGCGGUGCUGGUAUCAUCAAUCAAAUUUGGACGAUCGUCCAGCCUUACGCACCGUUUGCACCUGUCUCAGGCCAGCAACCCGUCCUUAACCCACCUAUUGGACAAACUUACCUUGAUCCUGCCAAUUCCGGUGUAAGGAUCCAUCCGUAUCAAAGACCAGAUCUCGCCGUUACUGUAACCGGUGGUGUAGCUGCUUUCGGACAAUACGUGGAUAUCGCAUACGACCAACAAAACUCGAGUCCUUACGCUCGACUUCAGCUCUGGUACCUUCCUACUCCAGGAACCACCAACUCUGCGGUCCUUCUCUAUACCGCAGAUAACAACUACUGUUUGCAUGCUGGUACCAACCCUAUAACGAUUACCAAUACGAAUCUUUGCCUAGACGUACGAGCGGAAUCUUCACCUACCCUAUUUAACCCGUACAAUAUCCAAAAGACCCUUCAAGUUUGGACUUGCUCGGCUGGUAAUCAUAACCAAGAGUUCCUCACUAUCGCUAAGAAGGCAUAA
This is a messenger RNA of Kwoniella botswanensis, 924 nucleotides long. RefSeq lists its product as uncharacterized. The transcript is spliced from 8 exons. Bases 1 to 924 code for a protein of 307 amino acids. Lineage: Eukaryota; Fungi; Basidiomycota; Tremellomycetes; Tremellales; Cryptococcaceae. The record is from RefSeq and is a predicted model, not a curated record.